Morchella importuna is the source of this 1806-nucleotide messenger RNA. RefSeq lists its product as uncharacterized. Lineage: Eukaryota; Fungi; Ascomycota; Pezizomycetes; Pezizales; Morchellaceae. Gene Ontology annotation, cellular component: precatalytic spliceosome; U4 snRNP; U4/U6 x U5 tri-snRNP complex. The transcript has 2 exons. The record is from RefSeq and is a predicted model, not a curated record. The coding region runs from base 1 to 1806 and encodes 601 amino acids. Gene Ontology annotation, biological process: spliceosomal tri-snRNP complex assembly; mRNA splicing, via spliceosome.
AUGGCUGAAUCAUCUCUAGCUGCGGACCUUUUGGCUGAUUUUAACGAAUCUGAAAACGAGGAUGAGGACUUUGGCAUAGAAAAUAAAGCGUCACACUCCCCUGAGCCCAGUCGUAGUAAGUCGCGCGACUUUCUAGAACUAGAUGGGGAUGAAGAAGAAGACAGCUCUGAGGACGAAGAGAUGGGAGGUGUAUUUUCAGGUACAACGCGUGGGGAAUUAGACCUGGCAGACGAUGACGACGAGGAAGCGAGGAAGGCAAAGGUGGAGAAGAUGCAGUUGGGCGGUGUGGACGAUGUCAGGAGUGUGGCUGGCUUGAUGAAAGUUCUUGAGCCCGUCUUAGAGAAAAUCGAACAUUACAAGGCCCUACCGCCAUCGACAGGGCCCCAGGGAAGUGUCGAAGAUAAUCCAGAGUACAAGCUUCUUGUCCAGUCCAAUGCCCACGCCGUAUCUAUCGAUAAUGAAAUCAUCCUCGUGCACAAGUUCAUUCGUGAUCAUUAUGCUGUUCGAUUUCCCGAGCUCGAGAACCUCGUUACCAACCCGUUGGAUUAUGCGAAGACUGUCUCCAUUAUUGGCAACGACCUGGAUAUCAAAUCCCUCGAGGCCCGGAAUGGGAAUCGCCUGCGUACCUUUUUAGAUGGCCCUACCUUGAUGAUUGUUACCGUAGAAGCGACAACCACAUCUGGUCGUGAUUUGUCCGACAAAGAGCUUGCGGUAACAAUGAGGGCCUGUGAAAUGACCCAAGCCCUCGACAGUGCGAAAAGAACAAUUACCGCAUAUGUUGAAUCCCGCAUGUCUAUCUUUGCACCCAACACAUCAGCUAUCGUUGGAUCUCAAACUGCUGCGCAGCUCAUUAACUUUGCGGGCGGUUUGAGAGGACUUGCUGCUACUCCGGCUUGCAACAUUCCAGCCUUGGGUUCAAAACGACAAACCCAAGCUGGGUUGGCAACAAAUAUCGGAAUCCGGCAACAAGGGUACCUAUUCAACUCCUCAAUCAUCCGUAACAUCCCAACGGAUCUGAAGAAACAAGCUAUGCGGAUUGUUUCUGCCAAGCUUAUCCUGGCUGCCCGUGUUGACUUUUCCCACUCUUCAACUGACGGAUCUCAGGGCGAAGACCUCAAAGAACAAGUUCUUGAAAAGCUAGAGAAGCUCACUAUACCCCCACCGAAUAAAGGACCGAAGGCAUUGCCGGCACCCGACGACAAACCUGCGCGUAAACGUGGGGGAAGAAGGGCAAGAAAAGCGAAGGAUGCCACUGCAAUGACGGACCUACGAAAGGCACAAAACCGGAUGGCCUUUGGAAGACAGGAGGCGGAGACAGGGUAUGGGACAGGUGAUAGCACACGAGGACUUGGAAUGAUUGGUCAGGAACAAACUGGGCGUAUUCGUGCGCUGCAGGUUGAUCAACGUACUCGAGCAAAACUUGGAAAAUACAACCCAGGGUGGGGUACCUCAAAUCCUGCUGCUGGUACCCAGUCCAGGAUUGGAGGUGCACAAUCCAUUCUUGGUUCUCGAUCAUCUGCCGGGCCAGGCCUUGCAGCUUUGGGCGGGAGAAGUACCUUUGGUGGCGCGGGGCCUAGUGGCACAGCUAGUAGUCUGGCUUUCACCCCGGUACAGGGCAUUGAGUUGAUUGACCCUAAGGUAGCUGCCGAAAGGAAGAGGAAGGCUGCGGCUGAAGAGGAUCGUUAUUUUGCGGGAGGGACGUUCAGUAUGGUCGGUGGCGGUACAAGCACGCUGCCGAAUAAGAAGCUCGAUACCGGAAAAAAUAAGGGAUUGAUGUUGCCGCCUUCAAUACCUAGAAAGAGUUGA